Molecule: messenger RNA, 912 nt
Organism: Mesorhabditis belari
Lineage: Eukaryota; Metazoa; Nematoda; Chromadorea; Rhabditida; Rhabditidae
Source: the annotation of a GenBank genome assembly
AUGGUGUGGCGAGAUGAUCAGAGAGCGAUGGGAUUCGCCUUCUCGGAACAAUUCAGCCCAUGUCUAAACGAGGCUCUCAUCCAGGACAUUGUCUACGUGGCCGGUUGUUUCCUCGUCUUAUUCUUUGUCUCAUUUCAACUCUUCUCCAUUCGUUAUCUCUAUUUGCAUAAAGCUCAUUUUGCGGCUUAUUUGCGUCACAGUUGCACAGUGAUCAGUGUUACGUGCAUCGGUAUCCUUUUCCUUAAUAUGACCGCCGUCAAAACUUCUUUAUACAAUUUUGAAUCAAAUUUAUUGCAUAAACUUCGAAUUUGGUUGACUAGUUUAAGAUAUUUGGAAACGAUUCAAAUCUCACUUCUUUGCUAUCUCGUGAUGGUGAAUAUGUCGACGGUUGUGUUGAUCAGUUUUGUGCGAUUGUUGGCAAGAAUGCGGCCGGAGAAAGAAGAGAAAGUUGCCCGAAUGAGUUUCCUCACCGUUUACACUCCGAUUUUCGCUCUUCCUUUAUUAUUUUAUGUCUUUGUCGCUAUCAUUUUUGCUCUUUCAUCGUGUUGGAAAGAAAGAAUUGAGAGUUUCCGCACAAUUUGCGCUAUCUUCAGCUUUUUGGUUUUCAUCGCCACUUUAAGCACAAUAGCCAUCAAUGGAGUUCAUUAUUUUCAUUUGAGAGGAAGACGAAAUCGACGAAAAGCUCGACUGAAUUGCUUACUGCGAACGAUCGCUUUCGCCUUUUUAAUGGGUCAAUUCACAAUAUCGUUGACCUAUUUCGCGUUUCUUCUGAUGAACCCGGAUUUUAUGUGCUCGGUGCAAACGCCGAUUAUUGGUCUUUCCAUUGAUCUUUAUGGAAUGCUGAUCCCGAUUCUCUGCAUCAAUUUCACAGCUAAAUCCACCGGACCGUCCGACUCGUGGAUCGUGAUAUUU